Messenger RNA from Poecilia reticulata (guppy), 3774 nucleotides. Lineage: Eukaryota; Metazoa; Chordata; Actinopteri; Cyprinodontiformes; Poeciliidae. The record is from RefSeq and is a predicted model, not a curated record.
UGUGAAGAGAGAGAGAGUGAGAAAGAGAGAGGCAGAGAGAAAGAGUGAGAAAGAGAGAGACAGAGAGAGAGAGAUCCUCUUUUAAAGUUUUACUGUUCCCUGGCAGCUCACCACAACAGAGAGAUCAGUCUGAGAGUAGAAGAGAACGGAGAGGCAAGAUCAAGAGGGGAAGCUAAGAGAAGAUGCAGUUUCAUACAAAGAGGCAUUGAUAAUCUUACAGAAGUGGGAGUGACGUGGAAAGUAGCCACUUUGCUUUUUUCAUAGACAUUAACUCAUGCAGUUAGAUCUUUUUUUCUUUCCAAAUUCCAGUUUGUAAGGCUUGAAAAUUGUUUAAGUUGGACCAAAGAAAAGAACAUCAGACGAUCUGAAUGUGGAAAUAUUCUGAAGUUGCUGUGGCUUCUUUAACAUUCAUCCGAACAUUGCUUUCCUCUUCACCAUGAGAGCCACGUGGACUGUUUUGAUACUGGCUUUUAUCCUUUUUCCUUUCAUUGUCCAAACACAAAUCUGCCCUAAUGGGUUCAAGGGGAAAGACCAAAAGUGUGUUGACACAGAUGAAUGUAAAGAUGAAAAGGUUUGUGGUCUUAAUGCAUCAUGUACAAACACACCCGGCAGUUAUUACUGCGUCUGCAACGCUGGCUAUGUACUGAAAUCUGGAAAAUCUAGCUUUUCUGGGCAGGAGGAGCAAUGUGAAGAUAUAUGUAAGAUUGAUGAGACAAUUUGUGGAAAUGGAUCCUGCCUCCAUGAUGCCAGCGGCCAUUACUGUGCAUGCUCUGCAGGGUUUAGCCACUACGGCAACAAAACGGCUCGUUGUACCGAGCUUCACUGUGGUGUUUUCAAGGACGUGAACAAUCUUAUGGAGAAAUUUGACAUUGUUAAAAAUGAUAUGAAGGAACUGAGUGAAAGUUGUCUGAUGCUCUCGGGAAGUAAAAAUUCAAAGGACCUCAAUGGAGAAGUCUUACUAAAGAGUCUGCUCUCUGUGAUCGACCAGCUCCUGUCCGCUGGAUCUCUCAAUGGCAGCAAGAAAAUCUCCACAUUUCUAGAUGUGGUGGAACAAGCUCUAAGAUUCAUUGGACCUUUUAUUAAAACACCAGGAACUAAGACAUCCACCAAUCACACAGAACUGGAGCUGCUGGUACAUACUGGGUCGGCUAUACCCCAAGGAUUAAAGACUCUGUUGUCUAAACAUGCUAAAGUGGAUAUAAAGAUGAAGGAAGCUGCAGGAGAUCCCUCAUUUUAUCCAGGAUUUACAACAGUUUCAUUGCUGAGCUAUUCAAACUUGGAAAAAUCUACAGAAGGUUUCUAUAGUGGGAUGAAAAAGAAUGAGAGCCAGGACUUUAAGAUAAACUCCAAAGUGGUGACUGUCAGUGUCAGCAACACAGACACAAAACACCUGAACGAACCGGUCAAUAUAACUUUAUAUCAUCUUGAUCAGCCAAAUCAAACCGCCCACACCUGUGUGUUCUGGGAUUCCUCUAAGGAAGGAGGUGCAUGGUCUGAGCGCGGCUGCAACGUGACGGAGUCCAACCCAAAAUACACCGUGUGUUCCUGUAACCACCUGAGCAGCUUCGCGGUGCUCAUGGCCCUCUAUGACAUGGAGAGCCCUUUUGAGUUGCAGCUGUUCUCCUGGAUAGGCCUAUCGCUUUCAUUAAUUUGCCUGUUCCUCUGCAUCCUGACCUUCUCAAUGAUCCGGUCCAUCAAAAGCCCAAGAACAACCAUCCACCUGCACCUCUGCAUCAGCCUCUUUAUUGCAACCCUUGUCUUUCUCGCAGGCAUCUCUCAGACACAGAACAAGGUUGGCUGUGCAGUAGUUGCAGGGAUGCUGCACUUCUUCUACCUGGCCUCCUUCUGCUGGAUGUGUCUGGAGGGAAUCCAGCUCUUCAGGAUGGUGGUCCUGGUCUUCAACACCAACUUUAAAACCAGCUACAUGAUGGCAGGGGGCUACGGAGUCCCGGCUGUAAUUGUUGCUGUCACUGCGUUGGUCAACAGACAUGGAUACGGGACUAAGAAAUAUUGCUGGCUAAACUUGGAUUCGAUUUGGAGCUUCUAUGCCCCUGUCUGUGUCAUCAUUACUGUAAACAUUUUCUUCUUCCUUAUCACUGUGUGGAAGUUGGCACAGAAGUUUUCAAGUUUAAACCCAGACCUGGACAGCUUGCAUAAAAUCAAGGCAUUCACCAUUACUGCAGUGGCUCAGCUCUGCAUACUCGGUAUCAUGUGGAUCUUUGGAUGUUUCCAGUUUGAGAAAGACACAAUGACAAUGUCUUAUCUGUUCACCAUUUUUGGCAGCCUUCAAGGUGUCAUGCUCUUUGUUAUGCACUGUCUAUUUUCCAAACAGGUGAGGGAGGAGUAUGAAAACAUUCUUUCUCAGCUACGUGCGCCUCGGAAGAGAACAUACUCCGAGUUCAACCACUCAAGCAAAGCUAAUGCAUCCAGAAGUACCCAGGACACGGGAGAGUCUCACAUGAUUUAACUGAACAAUAUCUCUGGGAGAUUUCAGAAUGUCGUUUUAAAAAUGAGCUCUCUGAGACAUGUGCAGUGAAGUUUGGGGUCCCUCAGGGGUCUGUGCUUGGCCUGUUACUAUUUUCACUUUGUCUUCUGCCUGCUGAUGCUCUUCUGCUCUGAUUUAACCUAACUAUUCACUGUUAUGUUGACAAUGUGCCUUUCUCAUUUGGAAACGGUGCAGAUUUGUCUAAAGUACAGAUGGUAAAGUACCAUCUAUUGGUAAUUAGGCAUUGCUUAUCAAAAUAAUUUCCUGCUUCUUAACAGUGAUAAGAUAUCCUCAGGAUAUUAGGCAGACAUUUUCAUCAAUAGGUUUUUAAAGCUAAGUUAAAAAAAAUCACUUAUUCACUUUGUCAUAUGUGAUUUCAUUUUAUUCUUAUUGUUUUUGCUGCUUUUGGGGGGGUAUUGUAUUGUUUUUUUAACUCCUUGUGAUUGCUCAGCACUUUGAAUGGCUUUAUAAAUAAAGUUAUUAUUAUUGCUAUUAAUAGCUUUGGAUUAAAGUCCAGUUAAAAUAUGGAUAUUAAAGCUUUGAACAUGGCUUGUUUUGACAACUCAUACUGUCCAUAAUAUGCUUUAAUUUCAUGGCAAUACUUUUUUUAACCGUAUUUUUGUAACUUGAUAAAUUAUGUAAUUUAUUUAGGAAAUGUACAUACAAAAACAGUAUUUUUAUAUGAAAAAAUGUGUGUUCUUUUGAUCAAAAUUACAUAUAUGUUUGCAGAACUUAAUCAGGCACAUCUACCAAUGUAAGUUGCUUCAUUCAGGUACUUAUUUCAAUCAGCAAGGACAAUCCAAAAUAUACUUAGGUUGCAAGCUCUUCUUUUAAGUCUUUCAGCUUCAUCUCUACUCCCAUUAGGUUGGCUGUGCAGUAGUUGCAGGGAUGCUCCAACUACUGCACUACUUUUUGGAAAUCCAAAACAUAAAACAGAUUUAUCAUUUGGAGAUUUGCCUGUAUAUAAGUCGCUGGGAAAUUUAGUCGGCAUUAUUGUAUGGCUCCAAGGCUGCUGCAUUUAUUGCAACAGAAAUGCAUCGAAAAUAGCUGUUUAUUCAGUGAGUCAUAUGCUAUUUGUUUUUAAACUGAUCUUAGAUAAGUUCAGUUGUUAUGGUUAUCUGAAAUGGUAGCACCGCUGUAACACAUGGUAUUAGCGCACAUCGCAUAUUUUACACUGAUGCUGUUUAUUUCUUGUUUACAUGUCUUUCUUUGUGUGAAUUCUGCAAAUAGGAAUUUUAAAUGUCUUUGUUUUUAGAUUUGCAAAAAUAAAUGUAAUCAUACAUAUAACA